AUUCCUGUUUCUUCAUUAUUAGGAGACGCCAGGGAUGGCUGCCCCAGUGGGCAACGACCGUGUAAGGGAUCUCCAGAGUGAGGUUGAAGGGGUAAAGAACAUUAUGUCUCAAAAUGUGGAGCGAAUCCUGGCUCGGGGAGAGAACCUCGACCAACUAAGGAAUAAAACGGAGGACCUGGAGGCCAGUUCUGAACACUUUAAGACCACGUCCCAGAAGGUUGCCCGGAAAUACUGGUGGAAGAAUGCGAAGAUGAUCGCUAUCAUCUGUGUGAUAGUUGGAGUCAUCGUCCUCCUCAUCAUCCUCCUUGCCACUGGAGUCAUCCCAACAUAGACUGCUUUUCUGUUGCCACCUUCUUCCUCUUCACUCCCCCACUGAAGACUCUCACAGACCUCACAUGGAUGAACCCUGGAGACUGGCCAAGAGGAAUUCUAUUUGUCUAUGUAUAUAAGACGCCUCAAGCUGUUAUCUUCCUUUUGUAAAUUUGCCUUGUUCUACCCAGUAGCAAUAUGUGCUGAGGUGCUUUCGUAUACUUUAGCAGUAAUCUUUCUAAUCUGAAAUCGACUGGAAUGCUUUCCAUAUGUCUUUAUAAUCCUGUUCAGUUAAAGAUGAGAUAAAACCCAUCAUGUAUAGAAUGAAAGUCUCAUAGAACUGCAAAACGAUAUGAAGGGAAAUGUUUGCAGAAUAUGCAAUAUCAAGUUUAGUUUAUUGCUGUCGGAUUACGCAGCAGGGAUCUGACGUUGUAUGGAUGGCCAUGGCACACACCACCUGUCAUCAGAUCUUGGACGGGGGAGUCUAUUGGUGGAGUUGGCCUUUUGGCUGAUGGACCUCCUCCAAGAUAUGAACUGCACCAGGAGGUCUGCUGUGCACAGAAUUCUACCACUACACAUCCACAGAAGAAAAGCUUCAGCGUCACCUUUGUGACUUAUAUGGCAGGUCCCUUACCGAAAAUGCAGCACAUUAUACUAGUUAGUUUGAUUAGCAUUUUCUUCUAGUCAAUUUUUCUUCUGACAUCAGCAAUGUUCAGGGAGGGAUAAGGGGGCGUCAGGGUAGGGGUUGGGGCAUCAUCCUCAAAGCUGCUACACAAUAUGUGAUGAAUCUUUUGGUACAGCCAUUCUCAACCUUGUUACUCCAUUGGAACCCUUGAGAUGAUGGUCUGGUCUCAGGUAACCCCUGCUUAAAUUAAAUCAUUGGGGGUUAGUGGGAAGAAUGCCACUUACAUUGGUGGUCAUUGUAACGAGUGCCCUCCUUAAAGUAGUAAUCAGAAUGCCACCAAGACCAUUGGUGUCAUGCCGCUGGCUUUCCCAGGUGGCACUGGACCUGAAACUAUGUAAACACCAUCAGAUGGAAGGUCAAUGAGCCACAGCUCAAGGAACCCCUAUCAGCCUCUGGAGGAACCCCAGAGCUCCACAAAACCAUGGUUGAGAAUGGCCUAAAAGGUUUGUAAAGG
Molecule: messenger RNA, 1448 nt
Organism: Rana temporaria (common frog)
Lineage: Eukaryota; Metazoa; Chordata; Amphibia; Anura; Ranidae
Gene: VAMP8
Product: vesicle associated membrane protein 8
Exons: 2
Coding region: 35-331 (98 amino acids)
Biological process (GO): vesicle-mediated transport; vesicle fusion; SNARE complex assembly
Cellular component (GO): plasma membrane; SNARE complex
Molecular function (GO): syntaxin binding; SNAP receptor activity
Source: RefSeq, a predicted model, not a curated record